Molecule: messenger RNA, 1580 nt
Organism: Prunus avium (sweet cherry)
Lineage: Eukaryota; Viridiplantae; Streptophyta; Magnoliopsida; Rosales; Rosaceae
Source: RefSeq, a predicted model, not a curated record
GCAGUUAAAGAACUAAACAUCAAGACCAAGAACUGGAAGGAGCUCCUCACAGAUGAACCAUUUUCUAGGCAAGAUCUGAUAACCAUUCAGAAUCCCAAUGCACUUGAUAGCAAGGUUCUUGUGGAAUUCGAUCAUGUUAAAAAUAGUUUGAAAAUUGAUGAUGAAGAAUUCAAGAGAAUGAGUUCCGACCCAACCUAUAACAUAAAUGUAACUGGAGAUAUCAAGCAGAUGCUCAAAGAGCUUGGAACUGAAAAAGGAAGGCAAACUGCUCUGCAUGGAGGAGGUGGCAGCAAGGCACAAAAUGAACGGGCUGCUGCACUUGAAGCCAUUUUAGCUGCAAGAUCACGUAUUAAAGAGGAUCCUAAGUCAAAUUCGAAUGGGGAGGCUCCUCAGGCGUACAGUAUUGUAGAUGCUGCUUCUGCUUCAGUGCAUGGAAGAAGUGCUGCUGCCGCAAAAGCCACAUCAAGUGAUAAAACUGCAGCUCGAAUAGCAAUGCACAAGGCUGGUGAGAGGGCACCAGUGAAUGCAAAGAUGGUAAAGAGCAAAUUCACUACUGGUGCUGCUUCGAGAUCCUUCACUUCUACCGCCUUUGAUCCUGUUACUGAAAAUGAAUUUGAAUAUGUCAAAGUUGAGAAGAAUCCGAAAAAGAAAGGAUAUGUACAGCUACAUACAACACAUGGUGAUUUGAACAUUGAGCUACACUGUGAUAUAACCCCCAGGGCUUGCGAGAACUUCAUAACUCUUUGUGAACGUGGCUAUUAUAAUGGAGUAGCUUUUCACAGAAGCAUUAGGAAUUUUAUGAUUCAAGGUGGUGAUCCUACUGGUACCGGAAAAGGAGGAGAAUCUAUAUGGGGAAAGCCUUUUAAUGAUGAAUUGAACUCCAAGUUACUUCACUCUGGAAGGGGUGUUGUCAGUAUGGCUAACAGUGGGCCCCACACUAAUGGCUCCCAGUUUUUCAUCCUUUACAAGUCUGCAAAUCAUUUGAACUUUAAGCACACGGUUUUUGGUGGAGUCGUUGGUGGCUUGACAACACUGGCAACAAUGGAAAAGGUUCCUGUUGAUGACAAUGACCAACCUUUGGAGGAAAUUAAGAUAACAGGUGUCACUAUUUUUGUUAAUCCUUACACAGAGCCUGAUGAAGAGGAAGAAGAGGCCAAAGCUGAGGAGAAAGCUGAGGAUGAAGAUAAGGACAAGAUUGGGUCUUGGUAUAGCAAUCCGACCACAGGAACAGUAGAAUCUGGAUCUGCCGGUGGUGGUGGUGUUGGGAAGUACUUGAAAGCAAGGAGUGCUCUACCUGAAUCUGCUGCAGUUAAUGCUGGUUCGACGGAGCUUGCUUCAACAAAGAAAAGGAAAUUGGGAGUUUCCACAACAAACUACAAUAAUUUUUCUGCAUGGUAAUUGGUAAAUGUCCCAAAUGUUGUAUUGUACCAAAUGUAGAUAAUGUUUUGGAUGAGCGAGUAGGAAGAGCAUUGUAAUCUGUUCUUUUGAGGUAUAAUAAGAGCAGAUGUGGAGCGUGCGGAGGGAUAAAAACUGUUUAUGAUUGUACUUCAAAGCAACAACAGAAGUUUUGAAUUACAGGA